Triticum turgidum subsp. durum (durum wheat) is the source of this 2016-nucleotide messenger RNA. NCBI's taxonomy places the organism in Eukaryota, Viridiplantae, Streptophyta, Magnoliopsida, Poales, Poaceae. The record is from the annotation of a GenBank genome assembly.
AUGACCAGUGAAAAAUUGGAAAGUAUGGGCGAGGAAGAUGUCAAGGAACUUCUGAGCGAUUUCCUGGCUCAAAGAAAAUUUCUUGUAGUAUUGGAUGAUGUUUGGAAGAGUAGUUCUUACGAUAAGAUAAGUAAGAUCCUCAGUGUCUUGCCGGAUGUGAACAAUGGUAGUAGGAUCGUUUUGACCACCCGAGAUAUGGAUGUCGCAAGGCAUGUCAACAGGAGAAGCAGCAUUCAUGAGAAGAAGCUUUUGGAUGAGAAGGAGAGCUGGGAGUUGCUUGAGAAGUGGUCCUUUCCGGAGUACCGAGAUGUAAGCAGUGCUGAUCGAUCACGGUUGAUGGAGAUAGGGAAGAAAUUGGCAGUGAAAUGCAAAGGGUUGCCGCUUGCUCUUGUGGUCUUGGGAGGUUAUCUUUCUAGGAACUUGGACUAUGACAUUUGGUCAGGAUUGGUUGGUAAUCUAGACUGGGAAGCUCGCAGGAAUGAUGAGCCAUUCUGGAAGAUCAUAGAUAGAAGUUACAAUGACCUCCCAAACCAUCAAUUGAAAUCAUGCUUUCUUUAUCUAGCCUCCUUUCCAGAAGACUAUGUCAUCCGUGUAGCAAGACUUUGCAAGUUGUUGAUUGCUGAAGGACUUAUUCCACAUCGGCAGAAUCGGACAAUGGAAGAUACAGCCAGAGAGUACAUAAAGGAGUUGGUACAGAGGUGUAUGCUCCAAGCCGUUGAAAGGAGCAAGUGGCAUGGCUCGAUAAAGAGUGUGGUUCUCCAUGACGUGAUUCGUGAAUGGGCUAUUGCAGAGGCAAGGAGGGAGGGGCUGUUCAACAUAUGGAGCAAUCCGACAGAUUGCGAUCAGGCACUCUCUGAUUCAGUAACCGCUUACCGAGUUGCUCUCCAUAACUUUGCUGGACGUACUGAGAUUAAUGUGGCCAUGCCCAAGUUGCGGACCUUGUUGGUGUUUUUCAAUUUACCGGCAGUAUCUGUACUGUGCAGGCUGAAAUUUCUCAGAGUGCUUGAUCUUCACGGCCUAACAGGUAUCAAGUUAUUACCAUCUGGCGUUGGCAUCUUGAUACAUCUAAGAUAUUUUGGAUUGAAAAAAUGUGGAUACAGAUCGGUUGGCGUUCCUUCCUCAGCUAGCGAUCUCUUAAACUUGCAAACCUUUGAUGCAAGAGGGUCCAGAAUAAGAUCACUGCCACGGUUCUUUUGGGAUAUUCCAACCAUGAGGCACCUGUAUCUUGGUGAGGUCAGGCGCUGGGUUCCUCCGGAGGUUGGAUGGCUUGGCUCGUUGCAGAGUUUCUACUUUUGUGAAAAAACACAGAUGCGUGCUGUGAGCGGGCAUAUGACAGUCAAGGAACGACGAUUGGCUGAAAAUGGAAACAAACACAUUGCUCGCAGAAACGUGAAAAAAUGGGCAGCCUUAUUCAGAGCUUUGGAGGGAAUGGAGCAGCUCGUGUUCUUACACUUGGAGAGUUGGAGAACACAAAGGCGCACCAAAUGGCGAGGGCGGGUCUUCUCCACACAACUCUUGGGCAGCAUUUCGCGCCAUAGGCAUCUUCAAGUGCUAGAGCUCGCCGGAGACUGGCUGUGCGGGGUUGGCCAGCUAAGCAAGCUCCCUCAUUGCCUCAAGAAGCUCAAGCUGAUAGCGUCUGAAGAACUGAAUAAAGACCCGAUGCCUGUGCUGGGCAUCCAUCCGAAUCUGGUGGUGCUUGUCUUGGAGAGCGCUUUCAAAGGGAACGGCAUGAUAUGCCAUGCAGAAGGGUUUCCUAGACUGCGCCACCUGACAUUUGAACACGUCGGGCGUCUCGGGUCUUGGAAUGUCGAAGCUGGGGCAUUUCCUUCACUAACCCAUCUGAAUCUUAGUGUAUCGAGCUUCCCCGUUGUCCCUCCUCUUGGCCUGUUUCAUGUGACUUCGCUGCAGACGUUGCUGUUGAAACAGCACCCUAUGGACGAGAGCAGUAUUUGCUUAAGUCCUGUUGGCAAACUAGAGGAGAGGGGGUGCGAGGUCAUCAUCAAACGGUUGGGUUAA